GUGCUAACGUUAGCAGAGUAAUGUUGUAGUUUUCUUUUCCUUCUUGGACUCUUGGAUGUGUGGAAAUGUCCGGGUUUGAGGAGCUCCACCGCCACAGAAAGCUGCUGGAUGUGAUUUUAAUCCCUGAGAUAAAGCUGCACAGAGCAGUGCUUCCUGCAGAUGCCCAGCAGCUGUUGGUGAUUAAAGAAGAGAGCCCCCAGGAGGACACUGAGCCCCCACUCAUUAAGGAGGAACAGGAGGAACGGUGGAUCAGUCAGGAGGGAGAGCAGUAUCAAGGACUGGAGGAGGCUGACACCAAGUUCCUCUUCAGUUCUGCCUCUGUGAAGAGUGAAGAUGAUGAAGAGAAACCUCAGUCCUCACAGCUUCAUGAGAGACAAAAUGAAGAGAUGGACAUAGGAGCUGGUGGAGAGGACUGUGGGGGAGCAGAACCAGCCAGGAUCUCAGAUCCAGAGACACAUUUACAACCAGAGACUGAGGCCAAGACUGUAGAGACUUCUGGAGGAGAGACUGAUGACAGUGAUGAUUGGAGGGAGACUGGAGAACAUCAGUCAGGUUCAAAGUCUGCAAAACAUAUUAAAAAUAGGAGACCCAAGAGUAAGAAAUCACACAGCUGUUCUGUGUGUGGAAAAACAUUCAACACAGUAAGCCACUUGAUACGACACACAAAAAUUCACACAGGAGAGAAACCUUUCAGCUGCUCUGAGUGUGAUAGUAGUUUCUGUCAGAGAGAAAGUCUGAACAAACACUUGAGGAUUCACACAGGAGAGAAACCCUUCUGCUGUUCUAUUUGCAGCAAAAGAUUUAGAUGGAAAAAUAAUAUGUAUGCACACAUGAGGAUUCACACAGGAGAGAAACCCUUUAGUUGCACGGAGUGUGAUAGAAGUUUCUGUGAGAGAGGAAGUCUGACCAAACACUUGAGGAUUCACACAGGAGAGAAACCCUUCAGCUGCUCUGUUUGUAGCAAAAGAUUUACAUGUAAAAGGAUUUUGGUCUCUCACAUGAUCAUUCACACAGGAGAGAAACCUUUCAGCUGCUCUGAGUGUAGUAAAAAAUUUCCAAGAAAAAAUGAUCUAAAGAUGCACAUGAGAACCCACUCAGGAGAGAAGCCCUUCAGCUGCUCUGGUUGCAAUAAAAGAUUUACACGGAAAACUUAUAUGGUCGCUCACAUGAGGAUUCACACAGGAGAGGAAGCCUUCAGCUGCUCUGGUUGCGAUAGAAGUUUCUCUUGCAAAGGAAAUCUGACCAGACACAUGAGGAUUCACACAGGAGACAAAAACUUGAAGUUGCACUGA
Cheilinus undulatus (humphead wrasse) is the source of this 1292-nucleotide messenger RNA. Its product is annotated as zinc finger protein 501-like. NCBI's taxonomy places the organism in Eukaryota, Metazoa, Chordata, Actinopteri, Labriformes, Labridae. Gene Ontology annotation, cellular component: nucleus. Gene Ontology annotation, molecular function: DNA-binding transcription factor activity, RNA polymerase II-specific; RNA polymerase II cis-regulatory region sequence-specific DNA binding. The transcript is spliced from 2 exons. Bases 66 to 1292 code for a protein of 408 amino acids. Gene Ontology annotation, biological process: regulation of transcription by RNA polymerase II. The record is from RefSeq and is a predicted model, not a curated record.